AUCACUGUCUGUCAGGACGAGGAACUGGGUGUAGGGGCGCAGCAGGCUCUCUGCAAGAGCACCAGAGUUAACUAACGUUACUUCUGCGCAACUUCUCUGCGAAGUAGUUAGGUAAUUAACUCUGACAUUAACAGAGGCGUGAAAGAGUGACGGGGUGGACCCGGUUAAAUCAGUCCCGAGUUAGCAGAGUGUUGAGUAGUGAAUGUGGAGCCCAUCACAGCGCUGCACUGAUGAUUUGAACAAAGUUUAAAGCCCUCCAGUUGCCUUGGUUUCUGUUAGCAGACAGUUGGGUGUUUCACCUUCCUGAGCAGAGGAGUGUUAAACAUGACUGUGGCCAACGCAAAGUCUGGAAAAGCCAUGCAGCAGGUACUGGACAACCUGAAAUACCUGCCGUCAGGCUCAGGAGCCAAAGAUAUUGACCUCAUAUUUCUCAGAGGCAUCAUGGAGAGCCCCAUCGUCCUCUCCCUCACAAAGGCCCAUGAGCGUCUUGAAGAAGUUAAGCUAAAAGCUGUGCGCGAGGAUAAUGUUCAGCUGGUCACAGAGAUCCUGGAUUCCCUGAACAACCUUCCAGAAGAAGAUGUGGCCGCUGCCGAGCUCGUCAAAAUCCUUCAGGAGCCGCACUUCAAGUCUUUGAUAGAAGCUCACGAUAAAGUGGCUGCAAAGUGCUACGAAAUGCCCCACACAGCGGGAAACAGCAGCGCCUUCAUUUCGAGUUCACUCAUGCCAGCUGAUGCUGUCAGGAUGAUCGGCAUCCAGAAGAAAGCCGGGGAACCACUGGGGGUGACAUUCCGCGUGGAGCAGGGAGAGAUGGUGAUCGCUCGGAUCCUUCACGGCAGCUCGAUUGACAGGCAGGGCAUGCUGCACACGGGGGACAUAAUCCGAGAGGUGAACGGGUGCGAGGUCAGCCAGAGUCCCCAGGAACUCCAGGAGCUGUUGGGGAACUGCACUGGGAGUGUCACACUCAAGGUCCUGCCCAGCUACAGAGACUCACCGGCUCCUCCACAGGUUUAUCUGAAGCCACACUUCAACUAUAAUCCAGCCACAGACAACUUGAUCCCCUGUAAAGAGGCAGGCUUGGCCUUUUCCAAGGGAGACAUCCUUCACGUAGUCAACAAGGAAGAUCCCAACUGGUGGCAGGCAUGCAAAGUUGUUGGUGGAGCGACUGGCCUCAUCCCCAGUCAGUUCUUGGAGGAGAAAAGGAAGGCGUUUGUGAGAAGAGACUUGGAUACUUCGGCUGCAGGCAUGAUCUGUGGAACUGCAAAGAAGAAGAAGAAAAAAAUGAUGUACCUCACUUCAAAGAAUGCAGAUUUUGACCGUUAUGAGCUGCAGAUAUAUGAGGAAGUAGCCAAGAUGCCACCGUUUCAGAGGAAAACGCUGGUUCUGAUUGGGGCCCAGGGAGUUGGGAGGCGGAGCCUGAAGAACAGGCUUAUUGUCAUGAACCCACUGCGAUAUGGAACCACUGUACCCUUCACGUCAAGACAGCCGAGGGAAGAAGAGCGCGACGGCCAGAACUACUGCUUUGUGACGCGAGAGCAGAUGGAGAAGGACGUGAAGGAGAACCGCUACCUGGAGCACGGCGAGUACGAUGGCAACCUUUACGGCACCAAGAUCGACUCCAUCCAUGAAGUGGUGAAUGCCGGCCGCACCUGCAUCCUGGACGUCAACCCUCAGGCCCUGAAGUUGUUGAAGACAGCUGAGUUUAUGCCGUUUGUGGUGUUCAUUGCUGCUCCUGAACUGGAUACACUAAGAGCUAUGCACCAAGCUGUGAUAGAUGCUGGACUCACUACCAAACUACUCACGGAGAACGAUUUGAAGAAGACCGUGGACGAGAGUGCCAGGAUUCGUCGGGCUUACAGCCACUAUUUUGACCGGACUAUUGUCAGUGACAAUCUAGACAAGGCCUUCGAUCAACUGCAAGAGGUGGUGGAGCGAUUAUUCGUGGAGCCCCAGUGGGUUCCAGUCAGCUGGGUCUACUGAUGUUUUCUAACCUCACGGACAGACAUUGCCGUUGAAAGGCGACACGUUAAAGGACGGAGAAUUCAACACGGCACCCAAGGACACAUCAGACCUGUGUGAAAAUGGGUUUUGCACAAAGCUGUAUCAGUCACCUUAAUCGGAAUCGCCGGAUUCCUUUCUAGCCCUCAAUGCAACUCCCAAUGCACAGGAAGUGUACUUAUUUAUUGGCAAAAAUAGAAUCCUUUCUAUUCAUGUGGAUUUGGAGAAAAUACUGGCAGGAUAUUUUAAAAAGAAAUGCAAUUUGUCAUGUUCUGUUUCUUCUGCUCUGUCUGUUGAUUAGGUAAAGUGUAUUUAUUUUGCAAAAGGGUAGCUUGCUCAUUGAAAAGAACAAUACCUCAGUGUGACAGUUUACAGCGCAAAUGUCUCCAGAACAUCAUCUCAUCGUGUCACUACAAACUUGUCAUUCGUGUAAAAUAGUGUCAUCAUUUUGAGACUUUUCUUCUUGCUCAAGGUGGAAUUCAGGCUCUUCUGUCUUUGCCGUUAUAAUAUAGUCAUACAUGGAAAAUGUCACAAGUUUUUUAUGUACAGAAAAAAAAAAUCUCUUUCACUCAAGCACAACAGAUUACAUUAAUUAUGUUGAUUGUUUGUCAGGCGUUUAGAUCCUGUACGUAUUUCUGACUGUUAGAGCUGUCGAUAUGGUGCCGUCUUGUUUAGAAGAAACUUUCCACAGCACUCUGGAACAGGGUACUCCAAUCUCAGUGAACCAUCCCUUUUUGAUGUGAUAUUACUAAAACGUAACUGUUUUAAAUAAAGUUUCUAUCUACUUAUAAAAGGUAUAUUUUAAACAAAUUCAGAAAGGACUUAUUUUAAAUAAACAACCUGUGUUUUCUAA
Messenger RNA from Gasterosteus aculeatus aculeatus (three-spined stickleback), 2848 nucleotides. It is a transcript of the gene pals2a, whose product is annotated as protein associated with LIN7 2, MAGUK p55 family member a. NCBI's taxonomy places the organism in Eukaryota, Metazoa, Chordata, Actinopteri, Perciformes, Gasterosteidae. Gene Ontology annotation, molecular function: protein binding. The record is from RefSeq and is a predicted model, not a curated record.